CCCCAAUCCUGUCUCACCAACUACCCUUCAACGCCCAAGAAAUCCCUCGACCCUAGUCAUCAUGUCGUAUUACGAUAACGAUUGUAGUUACGUUACGACGGAAAAAGCGAAGCCAGUCGAACGAAAGCUACGGCAGAUCGACAACUCCGCUACGGCGGCAGGUGAUGGGAAGCCAUUCCCCUUUCUACAUCUCCCCGCCGAAAUCCGCAAUCAAGUAUACCAAUACGUCUCUGCUGAUAUAGAGGGCCCUCUCCGCCUAUACCAUAUUCUCCCCUGCUAUCAUCGAAAGAGCAAUUCGAGCUACAUUAGCCUCAAUACGGUCUGUCGACAAAUCCGCGCCGAGUUUCACCCACUCUUCUACCAUAAUACCAAGAUUGUCAUUCGCCUGGAUGACUUUUCAUCAUUUAUCAGGACGUAUCUUGACACUGCUGCCUCUGCGUACAGCAUUACGCAAAUAGCAAAAGUCACGGUCGAGAACUGCGACGCCAUUCUCUCCCGUGAGCAAGGGUGGGAUAUACUGCCCUUGCUCCAGGACAAAGCACUCAACCGCGAUCGCAAGUGGUCGUUCCAAGUCGGAUGGCGAAGUCCGAUGUGCCAGACUCUCAACAAAGUUGUCAAUUGUCCGACACGUCGCCUCCUAGGAGACAUCAAGUCCGGCAUAUUCUCCGAGAUCCGGUUUUGCCAAUGGGCUGCCCAGAGUGGGUAUGUCAGGACGUGGAAGCUAGUCGUACGCAAGAGGGAGGACAAGCUGAAUCAUCAGGAGAAGAAAAACAUGGAAAGGUACUGUCAAUGGAUGUCAGUCAACAGCCUAGACGGUAUGCCGUUGUGGAAUAGGUUAGAUUCUGGAAAUUUCGAGACCGAGAGUCUUGUUGGCGUUGAGAUCUUUGUGUGUAACGCCCGAGGCAGAAUGGUAGAGAAGUACGCUUGGGACGAGGAGAAGUCGCGCAUGGAGAUGGUCGAUAUGGCGGCGGAGAAGUCCAGGAUGGUCCAGGGCUGGCGAGCUGAGAGCUUCACGCCGAGGGCGUGAAACAUACCAAUGGCCUAAAGUACUUGGUGAGCAGGAGGAGGUGGUAUAACAGUCAUGACUUGGAUGGAAGCUACAGUAUCGAUGCCUGGUCUGAAAAUAUACAUGUCAUUUCCUUUCUCAAAUACUGUAUGAUCUGUGGCAAGGCUGAGGUGAUGGAUUUCGGAAUAUUCGAGAGAGAGCGACCGUAGUAUCUGUGGAAGGUCUUUCAUCAGGCUCGUAGCGUUCUCCAACCCGUGGACAUAUCAUAUCGACACUCUGUCGCGAUGAGGUUGCGGUCCUAUCAACAGAGUGACAAUCCUCCCCGGGACAGUCGGACACCACGAU
This is a messenger RNA of Cucurbitaria berberidis CBS 394.84, 1351 nucleotides long. RefSeq lists its product as uncharacterized. The record is from RefSeq and is a predicted model, not a curated record. The coding region runs from base 62 to 1027 and encodes 321 amino acids. Lineage: Eukaryota; Fungi; Ascomycota; Dothideomycetes; Pleosporales; Cucurbitariaceae. The transcript has a single exon.